AUGUUCCUGCCAUAUUCCGGAGUACAUUCGCUCAUGAUACGGUUUUGUCGUUGUCUGAAUGCUUGUACCACCGACAAGCAAUUAUUUGAGAUGGGCAUGUUUCCGGCAUCCUUCACCUGGCCGAAGACCGCAUUUACCUUUUCGGUGCUGGAUGGUUUUGCCUUGGACAACUUGGAAUGCGGAACUUCGGCAAUGAAUUACUACAACAAGUUGAGAAGAAUGAUGUCAAGUAUAUUUCCGCAACUAGUCCCUGACCGUUACAGAGAACUGAUGAGGGUAGCACGGCAAUGGCGACGGCUGAAGCUGCUCAAAUGGAAUGGGUUUGGUUAUGAGAGAAGAAGGCCGACAUCCGGUGAACUCGCUCUCUUUUGCCCGGCUUGCCCUCAGCCCGGCAUUAACGCCCCACUACCGGCCAAUAGGCACCCCAAUGAUCCCAGUUGGCUAUAUGCCCGAUCACUGGUCAUGGACGGCAACUUGAAAGCAGAGCACCUUCAUCCUACUCACCCGGAAGAUGAAGUCUGGUUGACUGUUGACCAGUGCUUCAUGGUUUCCAAAGACCGAUAUAAGGCUCAUCUAGCCAUUGCCAAAGACGUUGUUCAACCCCACCGCACAAAUGGGCUCAGUCAAGCUUUGACAUUUUAUGACAUUAAUUGUCAGUAUAACAAGCACUUCCGGCAUCGGGUGAACGAGAGCCUCUAUUUGAGCCUCCCUUCUGGAAUGGAGAUCAUACUGGGAAUUGGCCUCUGGCAUGUUCAUGGACACCAAGACAAAUGCUAUGUUUGGUAUGCAUCAAUGUUUAUCACCGGGGCCGCUAGGAUCGACGAAUAUCAUUUCUCCCGCCGCGAGAGGGAUAUGAUUUGCAUGAGUUGA
Suillus fuscotomentosus is the source of this 870-nucleotide messenger RNA. RefSeq lists its product as uncharacterized. Bases 1 to 870 code for a protein of 289 amino acids. NCBI's taxonomy places the organism in Eukaryota, Fungi, Basidiomycota, Agaricomycetes, Boletales, Suillaceae. The record is from RefSeq and is a predicted model, not a curated record. The transcript has 5 exons.